CUUCCGUAAAGAAGAAGCAAAAUGGCGGAAGGAGGCCCACCGGAUUUAGAACUAGCAACCCAGAAGAAAACAAUUGAAGAAUACUUAGGCCAAAGUCUUAAAAAAGGAGAAUCAUGGUACUUGAUUGAUGUUCGGUGGUUCAAACAGUGGAAAAAGUAUGUAGGAUAUGAUCAGUGGGAUUCAUACAAUGUAGGGGACCAGUCUGUUCACCCAGGGCCAAUCGAUAACUCUUCUUUAUUUAAACCUGACACUAAUGUACUGCGAGAACACUUAGUAGAUGAUCUAGAUUAUAUAUUGCUGUCUGCUGACGCUUACAAAAAACUGUCUUCAUGGUAUGGUGUUGCUCCUGGUCAGCAACCCAUCGUCAGAAAAGUCAUAGAGCAAGGAAUGUUUGUUAAACAUUGUAAAGUUGAAGUGUAUAUGAUGGAACUGAAAUUAAGCAACAACUCAGAUGUUACAACUGUGAUAACACAUGCCUUCAGUAGAGCUGAUACUAUUGCUACAAUUGAACAGGAAAUGCGCAGGCUUUUUUCUAUCCCUGAUAAUAAAGAAGUACGACUUUGGAAUCGUUACAUGAGCAAUACCUAUGAGUUGUUGACUAAAAAAGAUGUCUCAUUACAAGAUGCUGGUUUGUACCAGGGGCAGGUUAUUGUAAUUGAAGAGAAAAAUGAAGAUGGCACAUGGCCAAGACAAGCUAAAAGUGCUAGCUCAUAUGGUUCCACCCCUAGUACAACAUAUUCAUCUAACAGAGCUGGUUACACUGGUGCAAGUGGGUCAUCAACCUAUGAUUCAAGUAGUCAAGCAACAAGUACAAGUAGCUACACUAGCAAUAGUGUUAAUAACUUUUACAGCAACAAUGGCUAUGAUCGCAGUAACAGCAGUAAACCAGGGCUAUGUGGCCUAGCUAAUUUAGGCAACACAUGUUUUAUGAAUUCUGCUUUACAGUGCAUGAGCAAUGUUGGCCGCCUUACAGACUAUAUGCUGAGUAAUGUGUGGGAGAAGGAGCUUAAUAAAGAAAAUCCCUUAGGCAUGAGGGGUGAAAUAGCCAACACAUAUGCUGAACUUAUCAGGGACAUUUGGUCAGGACACAAAAGCUAUACUGUGCCUAGAAAUUUCAAGAUUGCAGUAGGAAGAUUCGCACCCCAAUUUUCAGGAUAUCAGCAACAAGAUUCCCAGGAAUUGAUGGCUUUUUUGUUAGAUGGACUUCAUGAAGACCUUAACAGAAUCAGGAAAAAACCUUACAUUGAACUUAAAGACUCAGGUGGAAGACCUGACAAGAUUGUUGCAAAAGAAGCAUGGGACAACUAUAAGAAAAGGAAUGAUUCUGUCAUUGUAGAUAUUUUCCAUGCUCUUCUUAAAUCAACAGUUCGAUGUCCUGACUGUGAAAAAAUUUCAGUUACUUUUGAUCCAUUCUGUUAUCUAUCAUUACCACUUCCUAUUAAAAAAGAACGACAAAUGGAAGUGAUAUGGGUGCCUCUUCCUCCAGAAAAAAAACCUAUGCAGCUAAAACUGACUGUGCCUAAAGCAGGCAGCAUCAGAGACCUAUGUUCAGCAUUGUCAGCUCAAGUAGAUGUCCCAUCUGAUAGGAUGGUAGUCACAGAUGUCUACAACCAUAGAUUUCAUAAAAUUUUUAACAUGGAAGAAGGAGUAAAUAAUAUAUUGGACAGAGAUGACAUAUUUGUUUAUGAGAUACCUAGCAGUAAUGUUGAAGAUACUAUGGUACUGCCAAUCUACCUUAGAGAUAAAAAAAAUGGUGCACCUGAUCGCAAUUCAGUAUCCAGUCAGCCUUUAUUUGGCCAUCCAAUGUUGUUAGCUGUUCAUAGAAACUCCUGUACAUAUGAAACAUUGUAUCAACUGCUCUUAAAAAGAAUGUCACGUUAUGUCAAGAUACCUGAAUCACUAGAUGACUGGGAAGAAGAGCCAUUAGAUGAUGAUGAAGAAGAUGACACAUCAUCUGCCAAUACAAACUCCUCUUAUUGUGGUGCCAGUAAUGGGACUUUAGAAGAGGAUGGAGGAGAAGCCAGUAAUGGUCACUCUGUGAAUGAGUAUGAAAUGGAGACAACAGCUGUUCAAAUAGAGACAGUUAAUUCUUCCAACAAUAAACUUGGUCAAGAAAAUGAUGUAGCUUCAUGUUCAUCCUUGUUGCCAGCAGUUAGAGGCAAGCGUAUCUUUGCUUUACGAGCAGCAAAUAAUUUUGGAAGGGAUGAGAAUGGUACAAUUUUGGCAGACGAUGGAAAGCCCUUGAGAAUAACAAAUCGAACAUACAUAGCUGUGGAUUGGAGUAAAGCAGCCAAAGAUAGAUUCUUUGAUGAGAAAGCUGCUGAGGAAUUUGAAGAGCAUGACAGCAUGAAAGCACGUCCUGGUCAAAAGAAGACAGUUAUUCAACUGGAUGACUGCUUAAAAUUGUUUAUGAAGGAAGAACAGCUAAGUGAUAAAGAUCCAUGGUACUGUCCAGAUUGUGAACAACACAAGCAAGCAACCAAAAAAUUUGAUCUUUGGUCACUACCAGAUGUCCUUAUCAUACAUUUGAAAAGAUUUUCUUAUAAUAAAUACUGGAGAGACAAAAUUGAUGUACUAGUUGAGUUCCCAACACAUGGUUUGGAUCUGCGUAAAUAUAUUAUCAAUGAAGAAUCAAAUGAAUGUGAUGUGUAUGAUCUCAUAGCUGUAACCAAUCAUUAUGGAGGAUUAGGAGGUGGCCACUACACAGCUUAUGCCAUGAACAAAGAUGAUGGAAGCUGGUACUAUUUUGAUGACUCAAGCGUUACAGCUUCUUCUGCUGAGUCUGUUGUUACAAAAGCAGCGUAUGUUCUGGUAUAUCAACGGAAAUCACUCAAUCAAAGCAGGAAAUCUCAAAGGGCAAACAAAGUACAAACAUUUACUGAAACCACCAGUUCCACCUCAAUGAAGCACAGUGAUCCUAACAUCCCUAAUGGAGUUGGAGCUGCAAGUGAAGAAGAUGACAUGGAAACAAACUAGUUAACUGGAUUUACGUUUAGUAGUCUAGACUAAUAGAAAUUAUCUAUAGGAUUAUAUUAAUAAAGCCUUCACUUUAAUUAAAAGAAUUUUACUAGUGCCAAGAUUUAAUUUGUACUGUUUUCUUUAUCAUAAUUUAUACUUAGUUGAACAUUUCUUCCAUAAAAACUACAAUUGGCUUUAAAAAUAAACCUAAUUAAUUGCAAUUUUAUUAUUUUAUUUUCUGAAUCAUAUAAUUGUGCUACAUUUUAGAUUUCACACUGUUAACUCAUUCAAAACAAUUAUCCUUUUAAAUUUGGUUUAAAUUUAAUUUGUAGCAAUUACAUAGGCGUUAAUGUUCAAAAAAUACAUUGUGAUGCCAAAAUAUGUUUGAAAAGGGGGACACUUCUUGUAUGUAUAUAUAAAGUUUAAACUGUCUUUGGAUAUUACUGUUUUGGAUAUUACUUUAGAUCGCCUGUUUUAAAUAGAUUCUGUAAACAGAACAUAUAGAGAAGAAAAUAUUGAGUGAUUUCAACUUAAACAGAUUGGUACACCACUUUUAAACAUCUAAAAUUAUCUUUUUACUAAACAGUAUAUAAUAACAAAGCAGGUAAUGGGUAAUUUGCAAACAUAUAACAUAUACAGCUUAUAGUAGUUUAAAUGUAAUUGGUUUCAGGUGGAUUAAACAAUUGUAGACUAUUACUUAAUAUUAUCAGUUCUUGAAAAUAAUUUUAUGAUAAUUUACCUAAUUUAAAAACGUAAUUUUGUUCAAUCAUAUCAUACAUACUCUGCUUGUUGAAAUUUUGUAUUCUAACUGCUUGUUUAAAGAUAGCUAGUACAAAAAGUUCUUGAGAAUAAGAAAGGGUUGUGUCAGUAUGUCUGAUUUUCUUAAAUGGUCAUUGAUAACUGAUUUUGAAACUUUUUACAAAUAUUUUUAAAACUUAUUUCUGCAAGUUGACCUUGAUUAUAGUUUAAGCAUUCCAUAACAACACUUUAAAUUAUUAGAAAUUGGGUGUGUGGUUAUGAAACCAUUCUAAAAAUAUUUUGGCUUGGAACAAGGACCCUGUUGCAUGAAAUAAUUUCCUUUGACAUGCCAUUGGUGCUGAUUGCCUAACGGUCAAUGUAAAUAUAAUUCAAUUCACCUUGUGUAGUGCAUUCUUCCUCAGUGGAAAUUAACACUUUGUACAUGGAUUAUGAUUUCUUCAAGAUAAUUAUUCUGUUGUUUCCAAAUGUAAAAAUGUAUUGUUUUUUCUUAAAGUUAAGUUGUCAAAUUGAGAACCACAAGUUAUCAACUUUGACAGUGAGAUUAUAAUAGUUUGAAUUCCUUAUUUAAAAGCCAUAAUUUGAUUUUUAUUGAGCACUUGAGAAAUGUCCCUGUAUAAAGAUGUAAUUAAAAUGAUUAGCUUGUUUAAAAUGUGCACAUAGAGCUGUAUAGUCUGCACUGUUUACAAAUGUACAAUUAUAAGCCUUUAAAUAAAAGAAACAAAGACUGUCUGACUGGAGGCAAGAAUGGAGUGUGAAGAGCUUAGUCAUGGAUGUGAUAAAAAUAUUUAUCACUGUUCAUAAUAUACUAUUUUUGCUGUAUAGAGUUAUACUUAUGUUAUAAAGAAAUUUCUAUUACUAUUAUUGAGAAAGCUUUCAGAGUUCAUUCUGCAUGUAAAACAUUUUGCUUACAGUUUUACAUUGGUUUCAAUAUCCAGUAAAUUCUAAAUGUGUUGAGCCAUAAAUAGCUUAACUAGUUUUGUAAAUGUUAAUUUUUAGUAGUCUGUCUCAUUUGGACCCACUAUAGUGUUUGUGCCUUGAAAUGACUCAAAAUAAUCAUUGUAUAUGUUUAGAUUUUACAUAAUACAAAUGUAUAUUAAAAUUUAGAGUUGUUAAUGAGCAUUCCCAAUAAAGUAAAUUGUGGAAAAGAUCUGACUUAAUUAAAAACUUCAUUGAAAGAGCCAAACUUAUUAACACAAUCAUGAACUAUACUUCUUUGAAAAAAAUUCAGUCUUUUAGGAAAAAUGAGGGCCUAAUUUUAAGUGGGUAAAUGUUUGAAAGAUGUAACUUUUCACUUUAGUUUCUUGCUUUUCUACUCUUUCUCAUGAUUGAGAGAAGAAAUUGACAUUUGUGAUUUAAGUGCAGGAAGAAAACUCAGGAUGUUUAAGUCAGUUUACUUUAAAAUGUUAAUUGCAACAGAGAAAUUAGUUUCUAUAGGUUAAACAUUUACUGAAUUAAAACUAUAGCAAUAGCUAACACAUUUAAUUAUCUCUUAAGUCUUAACCAUCAAACUUCAUUUUAGUCAGGUCUAGUAAAAGAAUCAAUAUCUAUUACAUUCUUUCAUGUUGGUUGUAUAUAUCAAAUCAUAAUAAUUUAUUGUCCCUGAGACUUUUGUUACUUUCGGAUGUAUUAAUUUUUUCCUUUACAAUCUGAUCAUUUUAGAUUUAGGGGAGACCCUACAUGUCCCAGAUUACACUUCUGUAUUUAAGGCUAAAUAGCGGUAGAUUGUAAUAAAUUCUGAAAACAUUAGUUCUAGAUUCCCAUCAUGAUACAUUAUUAUUGUUCUCUAUAAGCUUAAUACAAGUGUUCUCUUGAAGCAUUGUUAAAGAAGUUCCCUAAUGAGCCACAGAAUGUAUGUAAAAUAAAUUGUGCACUACCUACACAGCCCUAACAUCUGGUCCUUUAUUUAUUAUUUAACUUGUUAAAAUUUUUAUAGAGAAUAUUCUAAUUACAGACACAAUUUAUCAAGACACACAUCAAACUAAACUGUUUUGUUUAGGAAUAAAGCUCUUCUUUAAAAAAAAAAACCCACUUAGCUUAUAAUUUCAUUGAAUAUGUAGACAUCUAAAUAAAAUAAUACUGAAACUUUAUUUUAGAAUUAUUUCUUUAUUACUCAUGUCACGAAAUAUGUUAUAAUGUUUCAAUAUUAUUGGAUAUUUAUAAAGUAAUAAAGUUUGCUUGUGAAUACCAGUGUUAUUAAUUUUUUAGUUUGUAAAAUAGUAAUCAAUUAAAAAAUUAAUCA
Messenger RNA from Physella acuta, 5956 nucleotides. RefSeq names its product ubiquitin carboxyl-terminal hydrolase 15. Gene Ontology annotation, molecular function: cysteine-type deubiquitinase activity. Gene Ontology annotation, biological process: protein deubiquitination. The record is from RefSeq and is a predicted model, not a curated record. NCBI's taxonomy places the organism in Eukaryota, Metazoa, Mollusca, Gastropoda, Physidae.